AUGGAUAUCGACGGUGGUGUUAAUGAUCACAAGGAAAGUGAAAACUUGGUUUAUUCAAUGGAGCUUCCAAAUGAUCAUGUUCUACUCAAGGAGAGAAUAGUUAGUCAUCCAUUGUAUGAUUUAUUAGUCAAUGCUCAUCUAAAUCUCUUGAAGGAAAGCUACUGUAAAGUUCUGGACAAAUUGAAGGAAGAAAUGGAGAAGCCAAUGCAAGAAACCUCAGAUUUCAUCGAGACCAUGUAUUCUGAGCUCAGUUCCAUUGUCGGGCCUUCCUCUACAUCUGAUCAUCACUAG
This is a messenger RNA of Impatiens glandulifera, 291 nucleotides long. RefSeq lists its product as uncharacterized. Lineage: Eukaryota; Viridiplantae; Streptophyta; Magnoliopsida; Ericales; Balsaminaceae. Gene Ontology annotation, molecular function: DNA binding. The record is from RefSeq and is a predicted model, not a curated record. The coding region runs from base 1 to 291 and encodes 96 amino acids. The transcript has 2 exons. Gene Ontology annotation, cellular component: nucleus.